AAGAUUGUAUUUGAACAUGGAGGGUCAAUAUUUUGUGAGGAAGUUGAUUUUGGAAAGAAAUUUAAGAAGAGGAACAAUGACACGAAUGUUGGAUUGUAAUGGAAAAGAAUCUCUGAAAUGGUCCAAAUGACCACACAAAACACCUCUAUUUGUCCGCCACCACUUCCUCCAUCACCACCAUCCUCCCUCCUCCUCCUCCUCCAUCCAACACCGCAACAACGCCCUCGAUCACAUCAUCACAACCUUCUUUCUUCCAUUUGGGGCCACUUCUGAUCGAUUCCUUCCGCCUCCUCCCGCCUCAGAUGCAGACUCUCCCUCCCUUCUCUUGCAUCAGAGGUUCCUUCUGCUGCCCAUGGAUUUCCAUCCUGCCCUCAAUCUUCUCACCCAAUUCGGAUGCGGUUUCGUCCUUCUCCGCUCCCUCUCCCGCGUUUUCAACUUUAUAGGCCUCCUUUUGAUGAUCACCUUUUGGUUCAAGGUUUGGCGUUUCAGCUGGAACUCCAAGAGCGCCAUUCGAUUCCUUUGCACUUCCGGAGGCGUACCACAAAUCCGUUUCUGCCUCGACAGAGUUGCGUGGGGCGUUUCUAAGCCAAAGACCGCGCCUUUGAGAAAAACGCGCCGGACCAGGUCCAGUUCCUCCAUGAGGAGGCGCACCAAUGGCCCCCGAGGCAGAGCCAAUGUGGGUUCCGAAGAUGGGUCGGAGGGGAAGGGCGAAAACCAGAAGGAGGGUGGCAAUGAGGAUGAGGUGUUCGACUUAAUGACGCUGAAAAGUCUCGUCAAGAUGGAGAGACUAAAGGCCAAUGCGGCGUGUGCGGACCUCGAGAAGGAGAGGACAGCGGCUGCCUCGUCGGCGGAGGAGGCAAUGGCGAUGAUUCUGCGGCUGCAGAAUGAGAAGAGCGCGGCAGAGAUUCAAGCCACGCAGUUCCGGCGAAUGGCGGAGCAAAAGCUAGACUAUGACCAGGAGGUUAUUGAGUCAUUGCAGUGGACCAUCACGCAACACGAGGUUCAGAAAUGUGAAUUGGAGGAUCAGAUGGAGAUUUGUAGGGACGAUUUGAGGCAGUUUAUGAGGGACGAGGAUAUACAACAACUUGAAGUUGAAGUGAGUAGAGAUUUCAUGUAUGAUGAUGAGGAGGAGGAUGGGGAUCGUGAUGAUAAUUCUGUAGUUAGCUCUCCCGAAACCGAAUCACAGACCUUGUAAGUUCUGAAGCUUGUUUGUUAUAUACAAAUCAAUUGCCUUUACAUAGACCUGUUUUGGUUUCCAAUUGUAAAUUGUAUUUAACCAUAAUUUAAUUAUUAAUAAUAUCGAAGGCCUAUAUAUAUUUUU
Molecule: messenger RNA, 1321 nt
Organism: Vigna unguiculata (cowpea)
Lineage: Eukaryota; Viridiplantae; Streptophyta; Magnoliopsida; Fabales; Fabaceae
Source: RefSeq, a predicted model, not a curated record